ACGUGUGGUCGCAUAUAAAGACGGAUGAAAGACACGGGCAAAAGCCAGUCAAAAUUUUCGAAGCGGAGUUAACGGUGUUGGCCAACAAUAAUGUGGAGAAACGUGCUGACCCUCGUGUUUCUCUGUAUCGGACUAGCAACGUCAGAUUUAUCGCCAUAUAAACCAAGGGGAUGGCGCCCUAAUGGUCAACGCUUUAAUCCUGCCAACAAUCGAUUGCAUGCGUAUUACGGGCCCCCUGGAUUACCAGCCUAUGAACCUCCACGCCCGACAAGCCAACCCCCAAUUUUCACCACCACGGCCACCACCCCGCAACCGACAACAACGACGACAACGAUGAAAACCACAACGACCCCGCGAACCAGAGAGCCCACGACGCCCCCUACGACCCUCGAAGACGAAGAUUUCGACACGAAUCCAGCCCUGGCCAUCGCCAACUCCUUCGCCUUCAAUCGACCCGUUUAUAUUUACAACACCUUCCCCUUCUUACCCGGUCAAAUAUUGGUGAAAUGAAUCGAUUAAUCUUGACGCGGGGUGAAUUAUGGUAUUACAUAUUUAUAGCACACGAGUAAAUAGUGUAUGUUUUGGGGAAGUUCGUGUCGAUUUUUGGAUGAAAAUGUAGAAAUUAGGUAGAUGUUCAAAAAUUGGGAUUUAUUUAAUUAAAAGUGUACACUUAUUGUGGAAUUUUGAUUUUGAUUUUGAUGUUAUUCUAUUGAAUAUCUGAGUUUUUUUUAUAUUUUGCAUGGAAGAAGAAAAUUUUAUUACAAUGAAAAUUUGAAAAAAUUUCCCUAGAAUUAAAAGUAUCUGAUUUAUAAUGUGUUUGUAUGAGUUUAUAUAGAUAAGAUUCUCAAGUAUCAUUCAGAAGAUUCGUAAAUAUUUAGAUAAUUCAGCAAUCCAAUAAUAAUAGAUCUCUUAAUUCAUUAAAUAAUUACAGUUAAACUUUUUAAAAAAUAUAUAUAUUUGUUUCAUAUUAAAAUUAUCAUUUAUAAAAAAUAUCCACGAACUUUCCAGACAAUCUAAUUUAUACAUUACUGUGUAAUAAUAGGAUCCAAAUGAUCAAUCAAA
Molecule: messenger RNA, 1062 nt
Organism: Apis mellifera (honey bee)
Lineage: Eukaryota; Metazoa; Arthropoda; Insecta; Hymenoptera; Apidae
Exons: 2
Coding region: 91-510 (139 amino acids)
Source: RefSeq, a predicted model, not a curated record